This is a messenger RNA of Condylura cristata (star-nosed mole), 2836 nucleotides long. RefSeq names its product solute carrier family 6 (proline IMINO transporter), member 20 (gene SLC6A20). Lineage: Eukaryota; Metazoa; Chordata; Mammalia; Eulipotyphla; Talpidae. Gene Ontology annotation, molecular function: L-proline transmembrane transporter activity. The coding region runs from base 99 to 1877 and encodes 592 amino acids. Gene Ontology annotation, cellular component: plasma membrane. The transcript is spliced from 11 exons. Gene Ontology annotation, biological process: sodium ion transmembrane transport. The record is from RefSeq and is a predicted model, not a curated record.
CAGGCCGAGCCGGGCGGGACGGCGAACCUGGAGGCCGGGCACCGAGGCAACUGUGCGCGGCGCUCGAGCCGGAGCCGAGCGCUCGGAGGUCCGGGGCCAUGGAGAAAGCGCGGCCGCUGUGGGCCAACCCGCUGCAGUUCGUGUUCGCCUGCAUCUCCUACGCCGUGGGCCUGGGCAACGUGUGGCGCUUCCCCUACCUGUGCCAGAUGUACGGCGGAGGCAGCUUCCUCGUGCCCUACAUCAUCAUGCUCAUCGUGGAGGGGAUGCCGCUGCUGUAUCUGGAACUGGCGGUGGGGCAGCGCAUGCGACAGGGCAGCAUCGGCGCCUGGAGGACCAUCAGCCCCUACCUCAGUGGCGUGGGUGUGGCCAGCGUGGUGGUGUCCUUCUUCCUCUCCAUGUACUACAACGUCAUCAAUGCCUGGGCCUUCUGGUACCUGUUCCACUCCUUCCAGGACCCCCUGCCGUGGUCUGUAUGCCCCCUGAACAGCAACCACACAGGCCUGGACGAGGAGUGCGAGAAGGCUUCGUCCACGCAGUACUUCUGGUACCGGAAGACGCUCAACAUCUCGCCGUCCAUCCAGGAGAAUGGGGGCGUGCAGUGGGAGCCGGCGCUGUGCCUCAUUCUGGCCUGGCUCGUGGUAUACCUGUGCAUCCUGCGGGGAACCGAGUCCACUGGCAAGGUGGUGUACUUCACGGCAUCGCUGCCCUACUGUGUGCUCAUCAUCUACCUGAUCAGGGGCCUCACGCUCCACGGAGCCACCAACGGCCUGCUGUACAUGUUCACCCCUAAGAUGGAGCAGCUGGCCAACCCCAAGGCCUGGAUCAAUGCCGCCACCCAGAUCUUCUUCUCCCUCGGCCUGGGCUUUGGCAGCCUGAUCGCCUUUGCCAGCUACAACGAGCCCUCUAACAACUGCCAGAAGCACGCUGUCAUCGUGUCCCUCAUCAACAGCUCCACCUCCAUAUUCGCCAGCAUCGUGACCUUCUCCAUCUAUGGCUUCAAGGCCACCUUCAACUAUGAAAGUUGCUUGAACAAGGUGAUCUUGCUGCUGACCAACGCCUUUGACCUUGAAGAUGGCUUUUUGACGACCAGCAACCUGGAGCAGGUGAAGGACUACUUAGCGUCUGCCUUCCCCGACAAAUACGGCGAGGUGUUCCCACAAAUCAAAAACUGCAGCUUAGAAGCUGAGCUGGACACGGCAGUCCAGGGCACCGGCCUGGCCUUCAUCGUCUACACCGAGGCCAUUAAGAACAUGGAGGUGUCCCAGCUGUGGUCUGUGCUCUACUUCUUCAUGCUGCUGAUGCUGGGCAUUGGGAGCAUGCUGGGGAACACGGCAGCCAUCCUCACCCCGCUGACCGACAGCAAGGUCAUCUCCAGACACCUGCCCAAGGAGGCCAUCUCAGGUCUGGUGUGCCUCAUCAACUGUGCCAUCGGGAUGGUGUUCACCAUGGAGGCCGGGAACUACUGGUUCGACAUCUUCAACGACUACGCGGCCACGCUGUCCUUGCUGCUCAUCGUCCUGGUGGAGACGGUCGCCGUGUGCUACGUGUACGGGCUGCGGAGAUUUGAAAGCGACCUCAGGGCCAUGACCGGCCGCACUCUGAACUGGUACUGGAAGGUCAUGUGGGCUGGCGUGAGCCCACUGCUCAUCAUCAGCCUCUUCAUCUUCUACCUGAGUGACUACAUCCUCACGGGAACCCUGCAGUACCAAGCCUGGGACUCCACCCAGGGCCAGCUUGUGACCAAGGAUUACCCUCCCUAUGCGCUGGCUGUCAUCGGGCUGCUGGUGGCCUCCUCCACCGUGUGCAUCCCCCUGGUAGCCUUGGGGACCUUCAUCACACGCCGUCUCAAGAGGGGAGACACAGCCCCCGUGGCCUGAGCACUGGGCUUUCCAGAGACUGCAGUCAGCUGCUCACGGUUUUACAGCUCUUAUUGCAGGUGGAAACUCCUCAGCUGCUUUUGAAAACACUCACUCCAGAAGUCCCCUAUUGCCAUCUUCCUGAGCCUAGAAAGAAGUAGGAGGCGUGGAGGAGGAGGACUCCCUGGAAAAACACAUGCCCCGCUCACAAAGUGCCCCCUUCUCCCCUCACCUCCCCCCAAGUUUGCACCGAGCUGCUUCCUCUGGACUGAAGAGGCUGGUUUUUCAAAGACAGUCUUGAAGACAGUUGUUUCUUAUUUCUAGAAAGCCCUGGAAUUAGGGCACACUGUGAGCUGACAUGUGACUAAUUUUUCAUGGAAUAUAAACAAUUUUCCCCCCAAAGUGAUCCCAAGUAUUGCAAGGGCAGCCAUCUUUAGAUUGGCUGGAAAAUCGUUUUUCAAGUGCCUGUGAUAACAUAUUAGAACGUCAUGGGUGUGAAAUGAGUUUUUCUCAUUUAAUCAGUGAAUCUGCAGUUGCUACCUUCUUUGCUGAUAGGGUUGGCCCUAGAAAAAGAGGGUUUUUUUUGGGGGGGGCCCACCAUGGGGAUCAUUUUCCUAGUAGUCUCUCACGGCAGGUCCCUGGCCAAUCCUCUGUACAAGAAUCACUCUUACCACAGUUGCAGACCCAAAGCUCCUCUGUGGGGUUCCCUGAAGGGUCAGAGCAGACAGCCCCACCCACACAGCCCAGUGUUUUGGGGAAAGUUCUGGAAGUGACUGUGAGGAUGAGCGUGAGCUAACAUUCCCAUAGGCUUAGUAACAUUUGGACUUGAUGGUCGACUCCUUAUAGGAAAGACCACAAACGUCACAUAGAUCAAUGUUAAGUUAUUUAUCUGUACAGAAGUUUUCUAAAAUGUAUAUAAUUCAAAUGGAGCAUCUUGUAACUGAAGACACCCAUAUUUAUGACAUAGCAUUAGUCCACCA